GUAUAUGCUUGGCCCAGGAGUGGCACUAUUAGGAGGUAUGGCUUUGUUGCAGUAGGUGUGUUACUGUGGGUGUGGGCUUUAAUACCCUCAUCCUAGCUGCCUAGAAGUGAGUAUUCUCUUAGCAGCCUUCAGAUAAAGAUGUAGAACUCUCAGUUCUACCUACACCAUGCCUGCCUGGACACUGCCAUGCUCCCACUUUGAUGGUAAUGGACUGAACCUCUGAACCUGUAAGCCAGCCCCAAUUAAAUGUUGACCAUAUAAAAGUUGCCUUGGUCAUAGUGUCUAUUCACAGUAGUAAAACCCUCAGUGAGACACCUAUGUUUUGGAAAGGUAGGAUUUUUUUAACUUCUUUAUUUCUUAUUAGUACAUAUUAAUUAUAAGUGAGUUUCAUUAUAUUUCCUACAUGUAUAUAUUAUACCCUGUCAUAUUCACCCCACUAUCCUCACUCGACUCUGUCCCACUGCAAACAAUUUUUAUUAAUUUUAUAUAGUUUAUUUUGUAAUAUUCUUUUUCAUCCCCCAAUUCCUCCCAGAUCCUUCCUAACUCCCUAUCAAACCAAUUUCAUGUUUUUUUUCCUCUCUUAUGCUCCCAUCACCCAUCUGAAAAUGAAAAUCUAAACGAACAGAAAACUCAAGAACACAAGAAUAGCAAACAAAACAAUACAAAAUAAAAGGCACAAAACCAAAAACGUCGAAUCCCUUUUGUCUUACCAACUACUCCUAGACAUAGGUCCUGCCCUGGAGUGUGGUUGAUAUAGUGUGUGGCCCUCUAUUGGAGAAAACUGAUUUCCCCCUUUCCCUCAUGUAUCAGUUGCAAACAGUUUCUUGGUUGGGGGUGGGGCCUCGUGUUCACGUCUCUUUCUCAGUGGUGGGAUUUUGUCUAGAUUGAACUUGUGUAGGUCUGAUGCAUCCUUUCACAAUCUCUGUGAGUUCAUAUGUGCCUUAGUUCCCUUAUGCCUCAGAGAUACUCUUUUCUUGGAGUGUGUGACAUCUUGUUGAAUCAAGAUGAGGGAUUCCCACAGGCCAGCGUUUUCUUCCCUGAGCAGCCAUUGCCUUGGCCAGACACUUUUUGUACUCCUGCUGGCCCACUGUGGGCUUAAGGAGCUGAGAACACUGGCAGACACCAAAGACUGGCAGCUGAAGAGCCCCUACCUGGCAGUUUCUGUUCUUGUUAACUUGUAUGAAUACUCAGGAAUCCCAGGCAGGGGCUCUAACUUAUACUGAAUUAGAGUAUGAGUCUUAUAGGGGACUCUUCAAAUAAAUUAAAGGUCAGUAGGCCCACAGACAAGGCAAGAGGCCUUGAGAAGCUGGAACAAUGGUAGUGUUUUCCCAGGUGUUUGUGUUUUAUCUAGGGACAGUUCUGAGGGUUUACUGUUUGUGUGGUAAAGUGACCCUUUCCAAUCUGAAGUGGGUGUUGGAUUCCCCUGGGAAUUAGAGAGAGAGAUGAUACUGAUGAAGACCUCGAACUGCUAGACUAACCCCUAAUGAUGUAAUGAGGGCCUAAAAGGUCACUCUUCUGAAUCAUGAGAAAGGUGUGAGAAUCAUGGGUGUGGUUCUCACUGUGUUUAGUGUGUGAGCCUUCAGCUUCUAGAGAGAAAUGUGUGUGAAAGAGAAACCCCUCAGAGGUAAUAGUACUGGCAGCCGAAGUAGUUCUCCUUCCUGCUGGUUUAUUUAGAUAGCUCCUUUCUUAUUUUCAGGCUGUGCACAUUCUUGCCUGGUAAAGAUGAAUUGUGUAUAGUCUGAAAAUCCCUAAUAUAACAUGUUCCCGAAUCUAAAACUUUGGGUACCAACAUGACAGCACUCAUAAAAAUGUACACAGAAUAGGUGACGCUCGAAAUACAGAUGCACUAAAGUACUGUAUGAGAUUCCUUUAGACUAUGUGCCUAGAGUCUAGCUAGAGUGGGUCCCUAGCCCUAGAUGCACUGUAAUGUGUAUUCAGACAUCUCAGUAUCCAGAAAGACCUAGGGUUGGAAAAACUUCGGGUAUCAAGCAUUUUAUUUAGAUAAUUCAAAUUUAGGCAUAUUAUCUUGGACAAAAAAAAAAAAAAAACCAUGCAAACAGCAAAAUCCUUGACUUUUAGAGAAUCCUUCUCCUUUAAGAGAAGUUUAUAGGGGCAGGACUUCCGGCCAAGGCGGAAGACCUUUUCCCUCGCGUUUUCUAGAGAUCCGUUUUGCAGAACCUGGAGGGGCGAGUCGGGACCGUACUGUGGACUCUAGAGUGUCUAUAGGCGUUAUGGGUGUGAUAGGUAUACAGCUGGUUGUUACCAUGGUGAUGGCCAGUGUCAUGCAGAAGAUUAUACCUCACUAUUCUCUUGCUCGAUGGCUACUCUGUAAUGGCAGCUUGAGAUGGUAUCAACACCCUUCCGAAGAAGAAUUAAGAAUCCUUGCAGGGAAGCAGCAGAAAGGAAAAAGUAAAAAAGACAGAAAAUACAAUGGCCAUAUUGAAAAUAAGCCACUGACCAUUCCAAAAGACAUUGACCUUCAUCUAGAAACCAAGUCCAUUACAGAAGUGGAUACUUUAGCACUGCAUUACUUUCCAGAAUACCAGUGGCUGGUGGACUUCACGGUGGCUGCUACUGUUGUGUAUUUAGUAACUGAAGUCUAUUACAGCUUUAUGAAGCCCACACAGGAAAUGAAUAUCAGCUUAGUCUGGUGCCUCCUGGUUUUGUCUUUUGCAAUCAAAGUUCUAUUUUCAUUAACUACACACUAUUUUAAAGUAGAAGAUGGAGGUGAGAGGUCAGUUUGUGUCACCUUUGGAUUUUUUUUCUUCGUUAAAGCAAUGGCAGUUUUGAUCGUAACAGAGAACUACCUGGAGUUUGGACUUGAAACAGGGUUUACAAAUUUUUCAGACACUGCGAUGCAGUUUCUUGAAAAGCAAGGUUUAGAAUCUCAGGGUCCUGUUUCAAAACUUACUUUCAAAUUUUUCCUGGCUGUUUUCUGUUCACUCAUUGGGGCUUUUUUGACAUUUCCUGGAUUACGGCUGGCUCAAAUGCAUCUGGAUGCCCUGAAUUUGGCAACAGAAAAAAUUACACAAACAUUACUUCAUAUCAACUUCUUGGCACCUUUAUUUAUGGUUCUGCUCUGGGUGAAACCAAUCACCAAAGACUACAUCAUGAACCCACCAUUGGGUAAAGAGAGUGUCCCUUUAAUGACAGAAGCCACAUUCGAUACUCUUCGACUCUGGUUAAUAGUUCUGCUAUGUGUUUUGCGGUUGGCCAUGUUGCGAAGUCACUUGCAAGCGUAUUUAAACUUGGCCCAGAAAUGUGUGGAUCAAAUGAAGAAAGAAGCAGGCCGAAUAAGUACAGUGGAGCUACAGAAAAUGGUAGCAUGAGUCUUUUAUUACCUGUGUGUCAUUGCCCUGCAAUAUGUGGCACCUCUGGUGAUGCUGCUUCACAUGACUCUGCUUCUGAAAACACUAGGUAAUCAUUCCUGGGGGAUUUAUCCAGAAGCUGUCUCUCCCUUGCCAGUGGAUAAUAAUCUCCCAUCCAACUUGGUUUACCCUGAACUACCAUCACCUGAUGGGAAGAUGAAGGUAACUGUUACGCAAAUCACAGUGGCGUUGAGCAGCUUAAAAAACAUCUUCACGCCUCUCCUUUUUCGAGGACUUCUGUCAUUUUUGACAUGGUGGAUUGCUGCUUGCCUCUUUUCUACAAGCCUUUUUGGGCUUUUCUAUCAUCAGUAUCUGACAGUGGCAUGAAUUUCAGUCAAAAAUGGAUAUCCAAGUCACACUUUAAAUUCAAAUAUCUGUGCCCUUGAAGGUUGACAAAAGAAGAAUGCAAAUACAACGGAGAAAAAC
This is a messenger RNA of Rattus norvegicus (Norway rat), 3794 nucleotides long. It is a transcript of the gene Tmem161bl1, whose product is annotated as transmembrane protein 161B. The record is from RefSeq and is a predicted model, not a curated record. NCBI's taxonomy places the organism in Eukaryota, Metazoa, Chordata, Mammalia, Rodentia, Muridae. Gene Ontology annotation, cellular component: membrane.